AUGCCUCAAUACUUUGGAAACACCACAUGCGCGGUGUAUGAAACUUUCGAGCUUGAAAACCCUGGAUUGAUAACCCGGAUAUGGAACUUCACAGUGACGUCUGCGACUAGGGCCCAGGACUUCACAAUGACAUUGAUAUCAGGAGUAUGGAAUAAACAUGGUAGUUUGACAGAAGUGGUGACUGGUAAAGUGUGGAGUGUACUUGAGUACAUCUCGAUUGGAUCCAUGGAAUGGAUCCGGAGCAUAGCUACGUGGAUUUCGGAGAAGAUCUUUACGGCUCUUACAUGGCUUUCAGACUUAACGUGGAGAGGAGCAAAAUGGUUCGGUCCAAUGGCUUGGAAUUGUAUCCAGUGGUUGGCCGAGUUUCUCUGGGAUGAAGUUCAAUGGUUGGCAGAGCUGACCAUCAACAAUACGUAUUUAUUCGUCGGAAUGGUUUGGAGUACAGCUGCAAAUCUGGUCGAGAUAAUGUUCAACGCGGUAUCGUGGAUUGUAAAACCCCUUGCGCAAGUCUUCUACUAUAUCACUGACGUUGCUGUUGAGUUUUACACUGACUAUUUACAUGGUAAGUGAAAAGCUUUUAUCUUCUCAGAGACAUCAUUUGAGGGCACCGUGAUUUAAGUUUUCAACUCUGAAAAGUUGAUUUAUUUUCAGGCUGCAUGAGAAAUAGUAUUGAUAUCUGCCGUGAGCGUUAGCGAAUUCAAAUGAAGUGGCCUACAGAGUUCUAGUUAUUUAUGCUGUUAAUUUGCUUAAAUUUUUUUCAAGUCUAGCUACGGUAACUUUGGAGGAUUGUAGGGAUUCCUUUGAAAGUACACCAACAGGAAGUUAUCAGUGUCAAAACAUAAUUCAAGUGCUUGAAAUUAUAUUUGAACAGAAAAUAUGAUGAUAAAUUGACGGUAGCUACGAAUCUUUUGUUUCUUCAACAGAACACGUGAAAAUUGUCCUAGCUCGCUUUCUUUUCUUGUCCUGGCAAGAUGGUGUCUAUGCGUUCUUCGCUGGUUUGGUUAUGAAUUUCGGUUUCUUGGUCGCUGCCCUCCUCGCAUACUGGUUACUUUUAAGAACUGUGCGCUUUAUCGGACGAAAAUGGUAAGUUGCACUCAGCGGUUUAGAAAAUCAGAGACAAUAAAAAAAAGCUCAAAUGCCAUCGUUUAAGUGUUUGAAGCCAUCUUAGAGAAACAUCUACAACUAACUCAAUUAUGUGCAACGUCUCGGUUUGUCAAUUUGAGGUUAAUCAAGGGAUUUUCACUAACUUUACAACUUUCUUUGACAUUUCGUAUCAUGAGGAAAUGUAUGUUUUGAAACUUAUCUGUUCUUCCUUCCCGCCCUGCAGGCAAGAGUAUAAAGACAGAAAGGCUGCCGCCAAUCCGCCUCCUAAACCACCCCAGAAACCAAUUUGGCAACGAAGGCAGAGGAAGAAAAAGAAAAAGCAUCAUGACGAGUGGUAG
Molecule: messenger RNA, 1442 nt
Organism: Pocillopora meandrina
Lineage: Eukaryota; Metazoa; Cnidaria; Anthozoa; Scleractinia; Pocilloporidae
Source: the annotation of a GenBank genome assembly